Molecule: messenger RNA, 1694 nt
Organism: Gadus chalcogrammus (walleye pollock)
Lineage: Eukaryota; Metazoa; Chordata; Actinopteri; Gadiformes; Gadidae
Gene: fkbpl
Product: FKBP prolyl isomerase like
Exons: 4
Coding region: 154-1260 (368 amino acids)
Molecular function (GO): protein binding
Source: RefSeq, a predicted model, not a curated record
UCUUGUAAAGACUCAAAAUUCCCCACUACGUCACUUCCGAUGUACGCCGGAACCUGAAAAGAUCACAUGGCCUUUGUUUAUGUUCCCGAACUGCGGUGUGCCUUGUUGCAGAUAAAUUCAGGCUUGAUUUUGGAAACAUUAUAAUUUUAAGUGAUGGACCCAAACACCCCAGCUGACAUACAGGAUGUCUGCAGCGGCAACCAGGGUCGUGACGUCACUUCGUUUGUAUCAGUGUGUCCAAGUGGCCUCUGGGGUGUUCAACAAACCUUGAUGCGCAAAACAAGACAGGAUCAACACACUUACAGUGUCAACAAUGCCUCCUCUCUUUCUGUAGCAGGGUCCUCUGAUGACUUCCCGAAGAUGGGUUCGUUGUGUAGGGUUCGAGUGAGCCUUAAAGAAGACCCUGAGGGGCUUUCCUCUGAGUCGGACGUUCCUGCUGAGCCGUCCCAGGAGGAACCCAUCCCCUACCCGCGCUCCAACAGCUCAGCGCUGCAGGUCCCGCUCGGUGAUUGGACCACACUGAGACUAGGGGAGGGGCAAUGCGAUGUCACAGAGGCAUGCAUCGAGAGGAUGAGAGCUCAGGAGACAUGUGAGAUACUACUGUCGCCGGUGGGAGGUGUCCCGGGAGCCUCCUCCAUCCAACCCCCCGCAGAGGAUCAAGAGAUGUCCACCGUCUCUGUUGAACUGCACUCUUUCACGCCGGGGAAGGACACCUGGGAGAUGUCCACCGGCGAGAAGCUGGACUGGGUGCGGUUCCACAAGGAGAGAGGCGGAGCCCGGUUCAGGAGCGGCGAGGACCUUUGGGGGGCGGCGGACAGCUACAGCCGCGCCCUGAAGCUGCUCAUCACCCUUUACGCUCUCGGGAGAAAGAAGGUGGACGCUGAGGACUGCGAGUGUCCACAGACGCCGCCCGAUGUUGACCCUCCACUCUUGCUAUCGGCCAGUGAAUAUAUGACCCUCAAGGCAGAGCUCCACUCCAACCUGUCCUUGUGCCAGCUCAAGCUGGGCCAACCGGAGAAGGCCAGGGCCAACGCCGCCAAGGCCACCAAGCUGGAGCCCGGCGGUCCUAAGGCCUGGUACCGACUGGGCCAGGCCUGCCAACAGGUGAAUGAGUUGGGGGAAGCCAGACAGGCCUUCAGGAGACUGCUGGAGCUACAGCCAGAGUCUCCCGCGGCCCUCAAAGCUCUGAAAGAGUUGGCGAGCAGGGAGAAGGAGACUAACACACAGUUGGCACAGAGACUGAGCAAGAUGUUUAGCUGAAGAUCGGGAAAGAGACAUUUGAUAAGCCUACAUAGAAUCUAAAGUUUUUUUUUUUUUCCGUGUUACCGAAAAAAGCUGCAUACUGCUUUUGUCGGGUUCCCUCAAAGUCUUAACAUGGAUCUUCUGUAGUCAAUGCACAGAAUGUGACUUAAAGAAAGAGAAUUGUACGCACACUAGAAUGUAGAUCACUACCCACUUGUAGUCCUUCAUUUGCGACAAAUCUUUAAUUUAUCUGUAUAUAGUCAAAUAAAAUUGUAAUGUUAAUGUUUUCUACUAUGCUACAUGUGGUCGGACUCAAUUGUAACUGAUUGCAAUGGAAAAUAAAAUGUUAUAUUUGUUGCUUACCCUUUUGUGCUAAGACCUGCAUAUUGUUUAUUAAACUGUCUUAUAAGGCAUCUCAUCUCAUGUGCUUACUGUGGUAGUUGUGUGCAGUU